AUUACAGCUGAACUUACUGCGGAAAUCAAUCAAAAUGAAGAUAAGCUGAAUGCGCUAAAGACACAAAAUCAAGGAUCCUUUUCUACACUAACUCCUAAACUGUCAGAAACAACUACUGAACCCCGUGAUUGUGCAUGUGAGAGGAAAAGGCAGAGGAGUUUAAUCUAUUUUGCUUGUCCUUACAUCUAUACAUUUGCUGAUGCAGUGGCAUACUGUAAAAGUAAGGGUCAUAAGAUAGCCACUCCAUUUCAAUUAGAUGUAGCCAAUGCUUUAGAGUUGGAGGAUAGUGCAUGGGGAUGGCUUGAAGAUGGAAGCAUAAGAUACCCAAUGCAGAUGCCAUAUACAAAUAGAUGGUGUGGUCAUGGAGGAGUAAACACUGAUCUGAAUCAUAAUCCAUCAGACAAGUUUGGAGUCUAUUGUGUUACAAAUGGAGGUCUAGAUUAAAACUUUGAAAAUGUUGAUGAAAUUUGUCAGAAUAAAUUCAUAUGAACUUCAAAGUUAUUUUGUUUCUGUUAAAUUCUAAGAAGUAUGAUUAUAUAGCUGGUUUAUAUUCUCAACUAAUUAUCAUGGCCGAAGUUGUAAAGCCAAAAUAUCCUGUCCAACACCACCAACAGUCAUAUCGCAAUAAGGACUAUGAUAGCGCAAUGUCAUUCAAGACAAGAAAACAGUAAUCCACGGAGUAGC
Owenia fusiformis is the source of this 684-nucleotide messenger RNA. Lineage: Eukaryota; Metazoa; Annelida; Polychaeta; Sabellida; Oweniidae. The record is from the annotation of a GenBank genome assembly.